AUGGCCAGGGCAGCUCGGGUGCCGGGUCGAGCUCUAGAAGACAGGCGCCCAUCACGCGAGGCGAGCGAGAUUCUUAACAGCAUCCUGAUUUCACAACCUGAAGUCGACAUCGAGAGGGAGAAGGAACGACUUGCUCUAGCUCAACCUCACCAUGCGGAUGAGAUCGAUGAUGAGGCCGCGCCACCUCCAGUCGUUGCGCAGGUCGAUCAAGGCGACGAUGCUCGACGAGGAGGUCGAAGCAGGCAUGACCACUCUGGAAAAAGGGAGAAGCAUACCAAGUUUGGCGAGUACAUCCUUGGAAACACAAUAGGCGAAGGCGAGUUUGGCAAAGUUAAGCUUGGUUGGAAGCAAGAUGGCGGUGUUCAGGUCGCCAUCAAGCUAAUAAAGAAAGAUCAACUGGGUAGCAACCCAUCGCGCAUGGCAAAGAUCAUGCGGGAGGUUGCCAUCCUAAAACAACUAACACAUCCCAACAUAGUCCGACUACACAAGAUGGAGGAGUCCGAGAGGCAUUACGGUAUCGUCCUCGAGUACGCAUCUGGCGGAGAGCUUUUCGACUACAUUCUAAAUCACCGCUAUCUCAAGGACAAUGCUGCACGUCGAUUGUUCGCUCAACUCGUUUCUGGUGUUGGCUACCUGCACAAGAAGGGUAUUGUCCACCGUGAUUUGAAGCUCGAGAAUUUGCUCCUAGACCGGAACCGUAACAUCAUCAUUACGGACUUCGGUUUUGCGAACACGUUUGACCCGAACGAAGAACUCACUGAAGAUGAGGAGCUGAAUCUACAAGAUCGCGAGUUUGUCAAGCGCAUGGGGUUGGACAAGACUAAGGCCAACGGCUCGAGGAAAGGAGAUCUCAUGCAGACUAGCUGUGGUAGUCCGUGUUAUGCCGCGCCCGAGCUUGUGGUCAGCGAUUCCCUGUACACUGGUCGAAAAGUCGAUGUCUGGAGCUGUGGCGUAAUUCUGUACGCCAUGUUGGCGGGCUACCUCCCGUUUGACGAUGACCCAGCGAAUCCUGAAGGCGAUAACAUCAAUCUUCUAUACAAGUACAUUGUCAACACCCCUCUAACUUUCCCAGAAUAUGUCACGCCACAUGCCAGAGACCUUCUCCGAAGGAUAUUAGUACCUAACCCCCGCAAGCGCGCAGACUUGUUCGAGGUCGCACGUCACAGCUGGCUCAGCGAAUAUGCGCAUGUGGUCGAGUUCAUCACCAGCAGCACUACCACGCCAGGCGAGAUUCAGAAUACGACCGUUCCCGCAGAAGAUAGCGACGUCAGGCUUAACCGAAGCGCGUCCGUACGGGAGUCUUCCAAGAAGGCCGCGGCCUCUCCUGCUCUUGGAGGUCUCGCAUCAAAGCAGGGCACUGUUGAUCCUGAAGCGGAGGCUGCUGCUUAUGCUCGGCAGCAGAAAGAUAACAAGCGUAGGACAGUCCAGGUCGAAUAUGUGGCACCGACCACUCAGACCCAACGUGGGGAGCCGUCUAGUCAGCCAGGCACCCCCGCGAAGACGAGAGCUCGCUCUGGAAGCCAGGGACCUGUGGAGGUCCCUGAAUCGGCUUUCACGAAGGACAAACCUCUUCCUCGAGACCCACCCGUGUCAAGGGAUGGGUACGGCAAGACGGCAGCUCAGCGACGACCACCGAGCGCACAUCGUAACCAAAAUGUGCCGCCUUCCCGACCAAGUCGCGAUGGGCAACGUUCUGCCUCCGAUGCUGCUUUCAUGACAACAGUUGCAGGUGCUUCAACCGGACGACCGGCUACAGGUGGUUCAACGGCCUCGAUGGGCCUGGGUGCAGGAGGACGAGUUUCGUACGGCAAACCAAUACCCCCUACAGUUGCGGGUACUAACGUACACGGAAGGAUUCAACAACCUAAAGCCGGUGUAAAAGGCUACAAUAUCUCAGAACCCAUCCCGCAAGACCAGCCGAACAUGGACUAUGGACGACCGAGCAUCCAUGUUCCUUCCAAGUUUGCCAGAGUCUCUGGCUUUCCAGGCGAAGGCGAGGGUGGUGAGGUCAGAGGUCACAAGCGAUCCAACACUAUUGGUGAGAUUGGCGGAAAGAUCUUUGGUCGCUCUGGCUCUUUGUUUGGGGGUAGGAACCGCAAGAAGUCUGAGCAGCAGCCACAACCCGCAGAAAAAUCUAGGAAGUAUCCUCCUGUCAGCAUGAGUAACACGAUGCCCGGUGGCGACGAAGCUCCCGGCCGCCCUUCCAUGGAUUCGAAGCGGUCACGGCGCUCAUUCUCUCUGGCUCUUGGAAAGAAGAGGUCUGGCAGCAUGACUGGCUCUCACACGUCCCAGGAGAAGCACACUCGACGAUUCUCUCUGAUUCCUCAAUCCUUUUCUCGCGCCAUCGGUCUAGGCAAGGAGUAUGACAGCGGCCCGGGCGAGUCUCAACAGGAUCUCCCUAUCCAGGAGCCUCCUGCGGUUGACCAAUACGGUCGCUAUGUCGAUCAAAACGUGGAACGAACCGUGGACGCUUCUGCUCUCGAUGGCAUGUAUGCUCAGCUACAAGAUUCUCAGCCUGUACCAGCUCAGAACUCUAGUCCGGUUCAGCAGCGAUAUGGCUCCGCGCAACAUGAGCGAAGGCCGAGUGCGAUUCCGCAAUACAUGCAGCAAGGAAAUGUUCCGAACGCUGGAUCAGAAUCAUCCCUGGAUCGCCGACCACCCAACUCAGCGCCGUAUCAGACCAACUAUGCUGAGCCACAUGGUUUUGACGAUCGCCGAGUGACCAGCCGUGGUCACCGUGGCGUGUUGCAGAAGAACAAGCGCUUCGUUGAUGCGUACGACACAGACGACGGUUUUGCGCAACGUCACGACCAUGCCGGCAGCAGUGGUGCUGCAAGAAGAGUCAUGGAUUUCUUCAGGAGGAGAGGAAAAGCCAGGGGUGGAGAAGAGCGAUAA
Phaeoacremonium minimum UCRPA7 is the source of this 2895-nucleotide messenger RNA. Its product is annotated as putative camk camkl kin4 protein kinase protein. NCBI's taxonomy places the organism in Eukaryota, Fungi, Ascomycota, Sordariomycetes, Togniniales, Togniniaceae. The transcript is spliced from 4 exons. Gene Ontology annotation, molecular function: ATP binding; tau-protein kinase activity; protein serine/threonine kinase activity. Bases 1 to 2895 code for a protein of 964 amino acids. Gene Ontology annotation, cellular component: cytoplasm. Gene Ontology annotation, biological process: microtubule cytoskeleton organization; protein phosphorylation; intracellular signal transduction. The record is from RefSeq and is a predicted model, not a curated record.